AUGAAGAGUUUGCCCAUCUGCAAAGCUGAGACACCCAUGGUGUCAUUUUUCCGCCUGGGUUCACUGUCAGUGUCUAAAUCUCAGCUGAUGAACACUUUGAUCAACGAGCGUCACAACACCUUCUUCCACAGAAACUGCCCAGGUAGCACCAGAUCUCGCCUUUUGAUGGAUGGUGUGGCAGAGAUUGCCUGGUACUGUCCUGCUGGAAAACCCAACGAUGCCUUCACUGACUGCACUGCCUUCUGUAAUCUUCAUGGUGAUGCUCUGUCGAUUGAAAAACAGCGGAAGACACUGACUGAAAAAUCUUCAGUCAAUGUUGUUCUGUUACCAACUCUGAAAAAAGGUGACAAAAGUACUGAAGUUAUCUCAGAUCUUCUUGAGUCUCCAAAGCCUCUGAUUUGUCUCAUUACUGAUAAUGAUUGUGGUGCAGUUCAGAUGAAAAAGGGAAAUUACAAAAUUAGUCUAAAAGACAGAAGCCAGUCAGAUGUUUCUGAAGAACUGAAAAGGAUCAUUAGAGAGAUCUUGUCUGGAUCACAAACAUCCUUCCAGCUUGAAACCAUGGCCGAGGUCUCUGGGAUCAGAGUGGAUGAAGAAGACACAGUCUGCCAAAAAGGGAAAUCUGUUGCUAUGGAAACAGUGAAUUUACUUCAGGGAAUGGAAGUUUCAGAAAUCAAAGAUAGAUUCCUCCCUUGUCAUGGCCGACUGUGGCAUGAGUGGUGCAGAAUAAAAAAAGAACUGUAUCACCUCAAAGGAAACGUUGAGAAGGAGAAAUGUAAAAGGCAACAGGAACUGAUGAAAAUACGAGAAGAACAAUGUGAUGCUUCCUGUAGUGAACUGGUGAAGUUGUUCAUUGAAAGUCUCUCAUCUUUGCCAUCAACAGACAAAGAGUAUUUCCUGAAAUGGACUCAGAUCUUAAUAGACGCCCUCUCCACAGACGAUCUCACGUCAAUUCUCCAAAGCUAUGAUAAGAAGUGGUCUGAGGUCUUGGAUCUGAAGAAGAAACGUGACAAACCUGAUCUGCUAAAAAGAAAACAGACUGAGCUUGAACAAAUAUCAACAAAACUACAGUCAGCAACCUUUGGCUUGGAGCACAUCUUUAGAGAAAUGGGGCAGAUCUAUGAAGCCCAUGAAUCUCUGCAGAAACAAACAAAGAGGGGUUGGACUGACUGGUCUAAAUACCCUGAGCUGGCUGCAGACCUGAUGAUAUCAGGACAUCCCAUGGAGCUGAUGGAUGGUGAUGCAGGUCAUGUGCCUUUGACAUGGAUCUCUAGUCUUUUAGAGGAAGUCAUCAAGAGACUGGGUGACCAGAGAGUGUUUGUGUUGUCAGUUUUGGGCUUACAAAGCAGUGGAAAAUCAACAAUGCUGAAUGCCAUGUUUGGGUUACAGUUUGCAGUGAGUGCUGGCAGAUGCACCAAGGGUGCCUUCAUGCAGCUGAUCAAAGUGUCAGAAGAGAUGAAGAGAGACUUUAAGUUUGACUAUGUGCUGGUGGUGAACACCGAAGGACUGCGUGCUCUUGAAUUAGCAGGUAACGCCGCUCUUAACCACGACAAUGAACUGUUUGCAGUGAGUGCUGGCAGAUGCACCAAGGGUGCCUUCAUGCAGCUGAUCAAAGUGUCAGAAGAGAUGAAGAGAGACUUUAAGUUUGACUAUGUGCUGGUGGUGAACACCGAAGGACUGCGUGCUCUUGAAUUAGCAGAUUUUGAAGGAAGUCGGUUUGAAGUCCCCUGUGACUCUGAUGUAGCUGAUGACAUCCAUGCCAACACGGUUAGGGAACUGGACUUCCUGUCCAUCAGGAAGCUCCACCUCAAAAACACGUCUCCCGCCAUCUUCAGUACAAUCUAA
Messenger RNA from Seriola dumerili (greater amberjack), 1842 nucleotides. RefSeq names its product interferon-induced very large GTPase 1-like. The coding region runs from base 1 to 1842 and encodes 613 amino acids. The record is from RefSeq and is a predicted model, not a curated record. Lineage: Eukaryota; Metazoa; Chordata; Actinopteri; Carangiformes; Carangidae. The transcript is spliced from 3 exons. Gene Ontology annotation, molecular function: GTP binding.